AUGCUAACGGUGGUGCAGCGGGUUGAUGCACCGCCUCCUUACGACGGUACCAGAGCCGAGUCAUCGGGUGCUCCCUCUGCGGCGGCUCCUUCUCCGCCUCCACUUUCACCUCCCCCUCGGCCUCUACCUGUAUUCAGGCCUACGACCAAGCAGUGCGUGAACUACCUGUCGCUGUUUUCCCGGAACGACGCAAUUUCCGGGACAUACCUCGUUGAUCCUUUGCUUUCUGCUUCUCCCUUUGAGGGCAUAUUUGCCUGCCGCGAUAAACGCAAGGCCCACAAGCGGGAUCGCUCCAUCGAACGCGAUCAUGCGCGCCACUUGCGCGAUGCUUUCGGCACCAUUCCAAAUGUCGAUGAGAAGGACCCCGCCAGGCGUUGUGAGGUCAACGCAGCGCUCAGAUCCCGCAACGGUGCAAUCAACAUCGAUCUGGCAAUUGCGGAUUCCGGCACCGGUCGUAUCGUCAAUGGCCAGGAAACGACGGUGUGCGGGAGGGUUAUGUUGUCCAGUCGCCACGGCCGCAUCAACGUGAACCUCUUCGAAGUCCAACUCGGUCGUGCCGUGGACUUGGACGUUUCCACUCGUUCGGGCAGCAUCACCGUCUUCCUGCCGCCCACCUUCAACGGCGCCAUCGCUCUGCACACCCGUAACGGCUCCAGGGGCGUGCACUUCCUGCCCGCCUUCGCCGAACGCGCAUGCGUCGUGCGCUCUUCCGAACGCGACUUGCUCGUCGCUGUCUCCUCCCCAGAGCGUCCCGCCAACCCUCCCAGCCAGUACGGUGCGCCUUCUGCGGGCACCGAUUACUGCGUCAUCAGGACGCGCCAUGGCAAGAUCACCAUUGGGCUCAGCGGCGUGGACAUUGCGCCUGUUCUGAUGAGGACGGGAGGGCUUAUGGGACAGUUUGAAGCGCUUGUGGAGGCGGGCCAUAAGCAGCUCGAGACGAUGAUUGAGGCCGGUACCAAGGCUAUCGAGACUGCUUUGAUUGGCCGACUUGAGGCUGGCGGCGUUGCAUCCGCACGCCCAGCUCCGUAUGCCCCGCGAGGAGGCCUGUAG
Messenger RNA from Laetiporus sulphureus 93-53, 1050 nucleotides. RefSeq lists its product as uncharacterized. The coding region runs from base 1 to 1050 and encodes 349 amino acids. The record is from RefSeq and is a predicted model, not a curated record. The transcript is spliced from 3 exons. Lineage: Eukaryota; Fungi; Basidiomycota; Agaricomycetes; Polyporales; Laetiporaceae.